This is a messenger RNA of Pyrgilauda ruficollis (rufous-necked snowfinch), 912 nucleotides long. Its product is annotated as methanethiol oxidase-like. Lineage: Eukaryota; Metazoa; Chordata; Aves; Passeriformes; Passeridae. Bases 16 to 912 code for a protein of 298 amino acids. Gene Ontology annotation, molecular function: selenium binding. The record is from RefSeq and is a predicted model, not a curated record. The transcript is spliced from 7 exons.
AUCCACCGGCUGCCCAUGCCCAACCUCAAGGACGAGCUGCACUGCGCGGGCUGGGGCCCCGCCUGCGGCUGCUUCGACAGCGGCGCCGCGGCCAAAAGGACCAAGCUGGUGCUGCCCUGCUUCAUCUCCUCCCGCAUCUACGUGGUGGAUGUGGGCUCCCAGUGCCGGGCGCCUCGGAUCUGCAAGAUGAUCGAGCCCGUGGAUGUGUUCUGGAAGUGCAACAAGGGCUACCUGGCUGUCACCCACCCCCUGCCCAACGGGGACGUCCUGGUCGCCAACACGGGCGACCCCGCUGGCAACGGCAAAGGUGGCUUCGUGGUGCUGGACGGAGAGACCUUCGAGCUGAAGGGCAACUGGGAGAACGAGUGUGAGGCUCCCCCGACCGGCUACGACUUCUGGUACCAGGCGCGGCACAACGUCCUGGUCAGCUCGGCCGGGCUGGUGCCCAAGGUGGCCGGGCGUGGCUUCAACCCCGAUGACCUCAAGAAAGGGGUCUUCGGCCGCCGCCUGAACGUGUGGAACCUGUCGUGCCGCAGCCUCACGCAGUGCUUCGACCUGGGCGAGGAUUCUCUGCCGCUGAGCGUGCGCUUCCUGCACAGCCCCGAGGCCGCCGAGGGCUACGUGGGCUGUGCCCUGAGCGGGGCCAUCUUCCGCUUCUACAAAUCCUGCGAGAGAGACAACUGGGCCGUGGAGGAGGUGAUCCGGAUCCCGGCCAAGGACGUGUCGGGCUGGAUCAUGCCCAAGAUGCCAGCCUUCAUCGCCGACCUCGUCAUCAGCCCGGACGACCGGUUCCUGUACGUGUGCAAUUGGCUGCACGGGGACAUCCGGCAGUACGAGCUGGCCAGGAACUGCAAGCCCCGGCUGGUGGGGCAGGUGAGGGGCAGCCCCCGAAAUAUCAGAGAUGAUUUUUAG